AGACCACACGCACGCCGCGACAUUUCCCAGAUAUUUCCCCCGUCCUGCGCUUUUCCUCCUUCCUUCUCCGCCGCAAUCUCUCCUAGCUAUCCUUAACACAGCAUGCCGGAGGCACCUGCACGGGCAGCCGCCGGCGGCGGCGCCUCCGCCCCCGCCGACGUCGACGUCGUCACCUCCAGCGGCGGCCGCAAGAUCGCCGCCCAUUCCUCCGUCCUUGCGUCGGCGUCGCCGGUGCUGGAGACGAUCCUGGAGCGCCGGCUGCAAAGAGUGAAGGAGAGCGGCAAGGGCGGCAGGGCCGUCGUCCGGAUCCGCGGCGUCACCGGCGACGUCGCAGCGGCGUUCGUCCGCCUCCUCUACGCCGGCAGCAGGCGUGGCGAGGGCGAGGUGGAGGAGGACGUGGAGAAGUACGCGGAGCAGCUGCUGGUGCUGGCGCACGCGUACCGGGUGCCGUGGCUGAAGCUGUGGUGCCAGGAGGCCAUCGGGUCGCGGCUCACCCCGGGCACCGUGGUGGACGCGCUGCAGCUGGCCGACCUCUGCGACGCGCCGCAGCUGCACCUCCGCUGCAUGCGCCUGCUCGCCAAGGAGUUCCGCGCCGUCGAGCGCACCGAGGCAUGGCGUUUCCUCCGCGACAACGACCCCUGGCAGGAGCUCGACGUCCUCCGCCAACUCCACGACGCCGACAUGCGCCGGCGAAAGUGGCGUCGGAAGCGCGCGGAGCAGAAGGUGUACAUGGAGCUGAGCGACGCCAUGGACAUCCUGCGGCACAUCUGCACGGAGGGCUGCACGGAGGUCGGCCCCGUGGGGCAGGCGCCGACCAAGUCGCCGUGCCCGGCGUACGCGACGUGCCGGGGCCUGCAGCUGCUCAUCCGCCACUUCUCCCUGUGCAAGAGCCGCGCCAGCUGCCCCCGGUGCCAGCGAAUGUGGCAGCUGCUCCGCCUCCACGCCGCGCUCUGCCGCGUCCCCGACGGCCACUGCAACACCCCUCUCUGCACGCAGUUCAAGCUCAAGGAGCAGCAGAAGGAGGCGGUGUCGGCUUCGGUGGCGGCGAAGGCCGGUGACGGAAGCGACGGCAGGUGGGGGCUUCUUGUGAAGAAGGUGAAGGCUGUCAGCGUCAUGUCUUCCCUCGGCAAGAGAAGCUCGCCCUCUCAGUGCUGCCGAGCCUGACCAAAUGGAAUGUAUAUUACUGAGGAUCCCCUCUCUAGGGUUGUGCUUCAAGUGCGGCGAGCGGUGGGGGCGUGAACACACGUCCUCUGCCACCGUCCAUCUCCAUGUCAUGGAGGAGUUGAUGCAGCUCUUCGGCAUCGACGCGGCGAUGUCCAUCUCCCGUCAAGCUCUCACCGGCGGUGUCUCUCGCCGCGUGCAUUUCACCUGCAGGCGUGGUUGCAAGGCCACGAGAUGACAUGCUGCUGGAUUCGGCCAGCUCCACGUCCUUCGUCGAUCAGCAAUUCACUGCCAAGCAUGUGGUAUCGUCCCUCUGCUUCAAUCUGGGCGCAUCAAAGUUGCUGGUCGAGGAUAGAUAACAUGUUACUCAGUUAGAGCCGAUCUCCUGUAAUUUAGAGGAGGAUAUGGCCGAGUAUCUUUUAGAUGAGCAUAUUUGCUCCUUUAUAAAGAAGUGUUGUUUCUAAUCGACCCCCAAUAUUUUUCUUCC
This is a messenger RNA of Triticum aestivum (bread wheat), 1648 nucleotides long. Its product is annotated as BTB/POZ and TAZ domain-containing protein 2. Gene Ontology annotation, molecular function: protein binding. The coding region runs from base 103 to 1164 and encodes 353 amino acids. NCBI's taxonomy places the organism in Eukaryota, Viridiplantae, Streptophyta, Magnoliopsida, Poales, Poaceae. The transcript is spliced from 5 exons. Gene Ontology annotation, cellular component: nucleus. The record is from RefSeq and is a predicted model, not a curated record.